CACGAUCCUUCUUCUAUAAUAGAACACCACGUGACCUGUGACUUCGAUGACAAAGUUUCCCGCCGCUGGAGGACAUCUUUGCCUGUGACCUUCCGACUUCAGAAACACACAGGGUGACGACGUGUGUCCAGGAAGCCGUCACUCCCACCGAGUCGUUCUUCCGUCUGCUGGACGACUACGAUCACAGGAUCAGGCCCAACUUUAACGGUGCGCCUGUUAACGUGACGUGUGACAUCUUCGUGCAGAGCAUGGGGUCGGUGAAGGAAACCACGAUGGACUACAUCAUAAACGUGUUCUUCCGCCAGCGCUGGAACGACCCCCGCCUGUCCUUCACGCAGUUUAACGAGACGCUGACGCUGGACGCAAGUGUUGUCGGGAAAAUCUGGGUCCCGGAUGUCUUCUUCGUGAACGAGAAGGGCGCGAACUUCCAUGACGUCACGACGGCGAACCGGAUGCUGCGAGUGGACCCGACAGGCACCAUACUCUACAGCACGAGGCUGACCUUGACCCUGGCGUGCCCUAUGAACCUGUACAGGUUCCCUAUGGACAGACAACAGUGCGGCCUCAAGAUGGAGAGCUACGGAAAGACGGAAGCAGACAUCAUGCUGCACUGGAAGUGGACCCGGCCGGUGGAGUUCGACACUUCCGUGGAGCUGCCGCAAUUUUACGUGGAGAACAUCAGAACAAACAGGACAGUACAGAACUAUAACACAGGGCAGUACACGCGUCUGACGGCGACCUUUGACCUGCAGCGGCAGAUGGGUUUUUACCUGAUCCAGGUGUACAUUCCCACAAUGCUUAUCGUCAUCCUGUCCUGGGUUUCCUUCUGGAUCAACAUCGAGGCUGCGCCGGCCCGCGUCGCCCUGGGAAUCACCACGGUUCUGACCAUGACGACCCAGGGUUCGGCCCAGGGCGGUGACGUCAAAGUGUCGUACGUCAAGGCCAUUGACAUCUGGCUGGCGGUGUGCCUUCUGUUCGUCUUCGCAGCGCUGAUCGAGUUCGCGGCCGUGAACUUCAUGUCCAGGCAGGACAAGAACCACGACAAAAGGAGGAAGGACAAGGACGAGCCCGACAAAAAUGAAAACGGAAAAGUUAUUCCCCAGCGGGAGGACUACGCCACCUUGCGGCAGCGCACAUGGCUGCACCACGUGAAGAACGUGAGUUUAAAAGAAGAGGCGCCGCCUAGCGAGAAAAGUGAGAAGUGCAGCGGUCAGCAGAGACCAGCGCCGGAGCGGGAAAGGAACAAGUCCAUGGAUCGCGCCAAGAACUUGGACCGCCUGUCGCGCGGGCUAUUUCCGCUAGGGUUCUUCCUCUUCAACCUCAUGUACUGGAACGCGUACCUGCUCUUACUGUGAGCCGAGUCAAGACUUUCCCCUGAACGCAGAAGCACCUUGCAGAAAAAAUUCAAUAUUGCAGAAGAAGAUUUGCUACUUGAUGCUUUAUUGGGAUGUCCAUUAUUUUGUGAAACUAAUCUUCCUGGAUUCCAACAGUUACAAAAAACAACAACAUUACAUAAACUUCACAAUCUUAUAAAAGCGACAUUAGACUUCUACACCACUUGACUUCCACACAACAAGAUUCAAGCAACCUGUAAUUUUACUGACUGAAAAACCAGACUUGGGUGUUGGUACAGUAUUGUCUAAUAGUAAGAGUGUUUGUAUUUAAUACUGACUCUAUGACUAAUUAUGUAUGUUUUUUUCACAUUGUAUGUAAAACGUUUUCCAACAUGAAAUUUCGUAUGGGUUCAGCUCAAGGCAAUAAGCGUGUAUUCCAAAUUACAGAACAACAUUUUUAAAUUCUGCAAUUUCGGAACAUUAAAGAUAUUUCUACCAUUGUCGAAGUGAACGUUACCAGUGUUCAGUGUCUGAAAUCCUUAUAAAACAUACAGAAAUGUCCCUCAGUAUAACAAGCUACACAAAGUUUCAGCGUGGAUGAUGCCAGGGUUUUCUGCAAUAAACCAGACAUUUGUUCAUUUA
Molecule: messenger RNA, 1976 nt
Organism: Branchiostoma belcheri (Belcher's lancelet)
Lineage: Eukaryota; Metazoa; Chordata; Leptocardii; Amphioxiformes; Branchiostomatidae
Product: glycine receptor subunit alpha-3-like
Exons: 9
Coding region: 249-1355 (368 amino acids)
Biological process (GO): regulation of membrane potential; chemical synaptic transmission; nervous system process
Cellular component (GO): neuron projection; synapse; membrane
Molecular function (GO): GABA-A receptor activity; neurotransmitter receptor activity; chloride channel activity
Source: RefSeq, a predicted model, not a curated record